AUGUCCGAAUCCAGUUUUCCUGGUGCAGCAAUCCUUGAUAUUAUUCCUGAAGUGCAGUAUCUACCCUCCUGGCUCCCAGGGAUGGAAUUCAAAGUCUACGCUCAGAACUGCGUUAGGUUAGUGACGGAGAUGACCACGGCGCCGUUCGAGUUCGUGAAGUCAAAUAUGGCUUUAGGGUUGGGAAAGAGAUGCAUAUCAUCCGAGCUCCUGGAACGCUUGCCACCUCAUGAAGGCACUCAUCCGCUAGAAGAAAUUAUUAAGGGUGUCGCAGGCGUUGGGUACAACGCUGGUGCAGAUGCUACCGUAUCCGCGAUAGAGAUGGUCCUUCUAGCAAUGGUUCUUUAUCCGGAUGAUAGGAUGUCGCUCCCGUAUGUGGAAGCGGUCUGCAGGGAGGCUCUGAGAUGGGGUGUGGUUACCCCACUGAGUGUCGCGCAUGCAACGACGGAGCCCGAUGUUUACAACGGGUAUUUUGUACCUAAGGGUGCGACCAUUAUCAUGAACACAUGGGUGGUACAUAUGGAUGAGCGGGUCUACAAAGAAGCGGGUCUACAAAGAAGCGGGUCUACAAAGAAGCGGGUCUACAAAGAUCCCUACGAGUUCAAACCGGAGCGCUUCUUGAAUAACGAUGGGACUAUCAGCGAUGAGUAUCCCCUCACAGCAUUUGGUUUGGGUCGACGCAUUUGCCCAGGCCGACAUUUUGCGGAUGCUGCAAUAUGGAUCGUUGUGGCGUCCGUGCUUGCCUGUUUUGACAUCUCGAAAGCAACAGAUGAGAACGGGCAAGAGAUUGUGCCAUCAGUAAAGUAUACCGACGGGCUGGUCAGGCGAGUUUCCCGCCAGAUCUGCUGA
Molecule: messenger RNA, 846 nt
Organism: Gloeophyllum trabeum ATCC 11539
Lineage: Eukaryota; Fungi; Basidiomycota; Agaricomycetes; Gloeophyllales; Gloeophyllaceae
Product: cytochrome P450
Exons: 10
Coding region: 1-846 (281 amino acids)
Molecular function (GO): iron ion binding; heme binding; oxidoreductase activity, acting on paired donors, with incorporation or reduction of molecular oxygen
Source: RefSeq, a predicted model, not a curated record